UCUCCAUGUGUCUAGGUCGAGUCAGCACAGGUUAUAUUUACUCAGCAGCAGCGAGUUAUUCCGUAUUCAUUUCCUUUUCUCAGCAUCAGUAUCGAACAAUUAACAUAACUAGGCCCCGCUCAACACAUGUUGCAUGCACAAGCGGCGCCGAGAUCCUCAGACACCGCUAAAAGAACCAAAAGGGGCAGUGGUGCAGCGGCUGGGCAGCAGACCGCCGAUCUAUCCAAACUCGGCGCCCCGAACGGUUGCCCCCCCAGCACUUCCCCAUUCUCCCUCCUUUCUCCUCCUCCCCCUGCACGCUGGAUUGCAACAAUCCGCUUCAAGGCGCUCUUUGGCUGCCAUCAGUCACUGGCUCAAUGUACUAAUUGGAAAACUCUGCUUUACACGUUCAUCCGCACCUCGUUCUUUCAUCUGCCCUUCUUUUGCGAAUUCGGGCAGUGCGAAGGGGGGCGAACAAAGCUCAGCACGGCCGAGACUCCGCUUUGCACAAAAGGCCUUGUGGAUACGGGCGAUUCCGCUUUCCCCUUGGCCUUCUCAGUUUUGCAUCCUGCACCGCCAACAGAGACACUUUGCAGUGUGCGACCCACCCCGCCAGAUCCGCCCCCGAAUCGUCCUGCAAUCAAUUCUGGCGCUCUAUGAUCAUCCCAUCGGCAUCUAACAACGAGACUUCCGCGCAAGAGCCCGAUUUUCCAUUAGAGCUACCAAUACUCUCCCUACACUGAGCAAUCUUCUUUUGCCAUUCG
Messenger RNA from Parathielavia appendiculata, 743 nucleotides. RefSeq lists its product as uncharacterized. The coding region runs from base 134 to 658 and encodes 174 amino acids. The transcript has a single exon. NCBI's taxonomy places the organism in Eukaryota, Fungi, Ascomycota, Sordariomycetes, Sordariales, Chaetomiaceae. The record is from RefSeq and is a predicted model, not a curated record.